Molecule: messenger RNA, 7483 nt
Organism: Diachasma alloeum
Lineage: Eukaryota; Metazoa; Arthropoda; Insecta; Hymenoptera; Braconidae
Gene: PsGEF
Exons: 15
Biological process (GO): signal transduction
Cellular component (GO): plasma membrane; nucleus
Molecular function (GO): protein binding; guanyl-nucleotide exchange factor activity
Source: RefSeq, a predicted model, not a curated record
UAAAUUGGAACUGUUUGUGGUGAUAUUUUGGAGCGGAAACUCUGGAUGUACCUUCGAAUAUUUUGGAAAUAUAUUGAAGAUGCUGAAGUGGACGGUAUCCAGAUCGCUGUCGACCACAAGCUCAACGCCACAUGGAACUUCAGCGGCCAUGGACAAAUCGACGCGCAGACCGUUUAGGGAUCUAUCGAAUACACCGCCAACGGGUAGCUCUAGAUCCAGAGUGGCUGGGGUACAGGAUGAUGGGACUGAGAGCAGUGUAAGUAGACUUGCUAAUGGAAGGAGGAGACGGUGUAGGAGUCAUGGGAGUGAUUUGAGAGCUUAUUUCAAUGCAACAAAGCCAAACCUCCGCUCCUCAAAACGCCAAUCAAUAUCGGAAGACCCGGCGGACUCGCCGCGAACCGAAAGCUUCUACCAAAGUACCCCCCGCGUGGACACGGACAUAGGUCCCCUCACCAUCAUCCCCGAGAGCGUCUCAAAGCCCCAGAACAUCUCGACCCUCCCCACUGACCCCUCAAUCCUCCCAGUGGCCUACCAAAAGUCCUUCGCCAAUAACAACGAACUCCCACAGAACGUCAUGAACGAGGCGCGAGCGAACCUCCAGUCCCACGUCUCCGACUUCUUCCAGCAGAUCUCCGUCGCCGGAAGUCCGGAGGACGUUAUGGAAGCUAACAAAGUCCCCUUCCUCACAAAGUCAAGAUUAUUCUCCCGCAAUCCAGAGAGCUCGUGUCAUCCAAAGCUAGCGAAGAUAACAAAGCUUCACACCAGACUGAAAACCCCCUACCACACGAAGGCCCAGCGGAGCCCCUUCACCGUCAAGGAGACACCUUUAUCAGGGCAGCUAGCUCACCUGAAGAUAGACCAAGACAAAUUCGAGAAUAUGGACAACACAGUGACGGAAGUGCUGACGAAUCAGCAAGAGAACAACCCAAAGACUGUUGCGGAGAUCCUUCUGCGGGACUCAGAAGAGCGUCGAAAGGUCCUGGAAGUGUCCGAUAAGAAGAGUCCCAGAAGUCCGGGGCACGUCUACGCGUCGAUAAUGGACGAGGGGGGUGAGGAGAAGGCUCCUCACAAUGACAGUUCCGUCUCGUCGGCUAGUCAGCUCCUAGAAGACCCGUCGCCGAUGUCUUGGGCGUUUCGCUCGCCGUCCAACGAUUCAGACGGCGAGUUCAAGUUGAGGAGGCAACGGGGCAUCAGGAGGAAACGAAAGGACCAGGGGAACGACAAGACAUCUGCCUCGAAGAGGACGAAACGACAAGACAGCAUCAGUCCAGGCACCAAACGAAAGAUUCUAGAGCUGCAGGAGCCGAUGCAAGCUGUCAACCUUCACGUCAAAAGGCUUGCUCUUGAGACGGAUUUGGAUUCUACCUUUGGCGAGCGGACAGUCUGCAAGACAUCCUUCAGCCAUAGCAAGGACGAGACGGGAAAAAACCUGUGGGAACUGGAGAGCCCCAAAUCGUCACUGAUGGAUGACUUUCCAAGCUCAAAGAGUUCGCUUCUCCAUUCGGUGACGGAAACGCCCGAGGCGCCGCUCAUUGCUACGGUCAGGAGGUGUCUGAAGUACAGUCCUGAUGUUGGAACACCGAGGGGGCAUUCUAGGGGGUCCAUUGAAAUCGAGUACAAUGUUAUUGGAGAUUAUAUUCAUGUCAGAGUGAUUCGCUGCAGAGACUUGAGACGAGCGUAUGAGGGGCCGAUUCAUGCAUACGUGAAGGCAAGCAUCAAGAAUCACUGCGGUGAGGGUGUUGUUAAACGCACAGCUGUUCACCGUGCAACCCCAAAUCCUGUUUUUCAUGAGACAUUGAUACUGCCUUGUCCGAGUAAUAACAACUGCACGACAAGGGCCACGUCCCUUGAUAUCGCCGUUUGGCACAGGGAUCGAAGAGCUAGGCGCAGCGAGCUGCUGGGCUGCAUGACUCUACCCCUCCCCUUGGCACAGGAUAAGGAAGCGACAUGGCACCCUCUGGAAGUGGGCUCUGGUCGAAAUACGAGUACACCUUACUCGAGUAUACCACAGGAGUGUGCGGUAUCACCGCCACUGUCAAAGGACGGGGAUCAUGUGGACAACAACAAUACAAAUGCAGAUGAUCUCACUUACCUCAGGCAUCUGGAAUUGGAGCCAAUAGAUCCGACAACUGGUUUACCGCUGCAUCCUGGAUUUACAGCUAAGGGUGGCAGGACACCCUGUACUAUUACGAGAAGGCUUGUACGACAGAGUGGUCCACAUCAGGUGCCAUGGGGUUUCUCUCUCUCCUGGGGUCGUCCCCCUCGAGUGGAAAGGGUGGACCCAGGAAGUCCAGCAGAACGCGCUGGUCUCCGACCAGGCGAUCACGUCGUGUUCGUGGACACAUCAAACGUAGUGAUACGACCGCGCGAGGACAUCCUGAGUCUCAUUCAAUCUGCCACCACCCAGCUCGUCCUCGAGGUUUACCGUCGCGCUGGGGGCCACGCAAAUGCCCACAGGCCCAGUUUCACAAACGUCAGUUUACAACAAAAUAUGGAUCACUCCAAUGGCCAUCACGUCACAUUCACCGCCGAGAUGUUCCCCAACCUGUCGCCGGACGCUUCACCAGAGGAGGAGCUAUCAGUCCGUGAGACUCGUUACUGGAGUGUCCUAAAGACCGGCGUCUCUCGUUUCUCAAUUCCCCUGGCGGAACGCCGAGACGUUCUCUCGCCAACCGACCACACAAUCCUCUUCCAAAACCUGGAGGACCUCUUCCGACUGUCCGAGGAGAUUCGUGACGAGGGUGGUCGAAUCGAGAGCUACCUAUCGCGAAUCCCCAGAAUAACCUCAAGCUACCGAAGAUACUUGAGCGGUCUCCAAAGAGCCUGCUGUUUGCUGGUGGCCCUUCGUCGAAACACAGCCUUCGCGAAGCUAGUGGCCGAGCCAGCUGUCCCCCACAAACGUCGUCCAGACCUCACUGGUGUCCUGCUGCUACCCCUUGAGCACUACAGAGAAAUGACGAGGCUACUGUGUCUCGCAUCACCGCGGAACUGCCAGAAGACUAGGGAUCUUGCUCAGGGUUAUCGAGAGGCCACUGCCAAUGCUGGGGUGAUGGAACCACCGAGGGACACGGGGAGACCUCUCUUAAGUCUCCAAGAAGUCGAGUCCAGACUCGUUUUCGCCAAGUGCCGACCUUUUACACUUGCACAGCCCGGCAGACAAUGGCUUUUUGGUGGAGCUCUGGCCAAGGUCGAGGGUCGUCGUCUCCAGCCCUCGUGGGCGCUUCUUCUAACGGAUCUCUUAGUCUUCGCGAGGGUCUCCAGGGAUCGAGUUCUCUUCGUUACGGAGGAGCCCCUCCGUCUCUCUAGCAUCGCCGAGGCGUGCUUCACUGUCAGAAAACGGCCGACAGAGUUCCGACUUCAGGUAGCGAUAACUCCGAAUGGGGGGAGGGAGAAUGGUCAUGUGGAGGUGGUGCAAUCUGGUGGGUGCAGUCCCCAUGGACGUGCCAGGAGGCGAGUCCUCAUUCUUCGAGCCCCGAGUCCGGAGCAGAAGGCAGUCUGGCAUAAUCUGCUGCAACGGCAGAUAAUCUAUGUGAAUACAGGCUGUGGGGGUGCGCCGAACCUAGACAGCCCGGAGGAGGGACCUUUCACGAGGAACGACUACGCUACAGUUGGUGAUUCCUCAUCAAGUCCUCAGGUAAAUAAAUGCGGACAUUAAAACGAUUUUUUUAUUAGUAUAUCCAAAAAGUUGCACGAACCUGGUGACACACUAGAGAGCAUCCUGAAAUCCAGUCCUUCGAAUCACGAGAACAAUCAUUUAGCUCAGUGGGUUAGAAAUUCUCAUCACGCACCACCACCAGACCACGAAGUGGCCCUUGAGGAGUGGACAGCCGAGGAGUUGGCGGCCCGGGCACCCCGUGAAUCCUCGACGAAUGUCCAGGUUCACGAGAAUACAGAAGAGCAUACAGCGCCGAAUUCGGAUCCUGAACAGCAGAGUACGACAUCGAGUGCAAGCCUGAGCACCGUCAAAUCAAGUAGUGUCAAUCCAAAGAAGAAUGGCAAUAUAUUCAGCAAGGAGCUACCGGGUGGAUCCAUCAACAUCUGCCGAAGGUGCCACAGAUCCGGAUGUCCAACUCCGCCACUCGUACGGGAUCCCUUCUCCCCGAUUCCACCAAAAAUCUCAGUGCUGCCUCCAACCCCAGACCUCUGCACAACACACAGACUGAGGAAUAGCAUUCACGAUAGUCCAAGUAGAAAUAGUGCAAACUGCACUCCAGCUGAUGGUAAUACCGAGGACGGCAGUGAGGAUGACCUUGACUGCGAUGGAGAGCCACCGUACAGAGCCCUGAGACGAUUCGGAACGAUGAGUAGUCUAGACCAGGACGACGACGUAGACGAGCAGACAGAGGACGACAGCCGAGACCAGGAGUCACCACCAUCUGGCCUACGAUCGUGGACAGCUCGGGCCAGUAGUUUCGUCGUCAGUAAGAUGGUCUUCCUUGAGCAAUUGGGUGAGGGGGUUGGGGGGUACCUCCUGCAGCCCCCCGUCCCCCCAGAAAGGACAGAGUUCUCGUUAGACCCUAAUGAUGAAGAGGGCACGACGUCUGGAGGCACCUCUGGUGAUGACAUCUGGGGUACGCCGACCUCCGGAGGACCCGACGACGAGAGCUUCACUGCUAGUCCACCGUCCAUCAACGGCAACGUCAUCGGCGAGGACAACUAUGGCCUCAGUCUCAACGCAGACGACGAUCCCGACGAGAGUGGUGACUCCGAGGACAGCAGUCUUCCAGAGAUCAGUAUGGAGCAGCUACUUGGCAGUGGUAGUCUAUCAUCACUCCGCUGUUUCCUGGGCCGAAGACGACUGGAGCCCCUUCCAGAGGAGGAGGACUCACCGGGUAGUGGAAAACUCCAGGUGGGAUGGUGGUGACAGAGGUUGCAGGCGACGUCUGACGUCGACGAGAGCCAACAACGCACGAAGAUCUUCGAGCAACUGAGCCAGGAGGACGAAGACUUCCGCAAGAAGAUCCUCGAUCUACACCGAAAACUCUCGGACGUCGACGAGGAUUCCGUCCAAGCUGCCCCGCCAGACAAGAAGACCGAGAAACGAGUGAGUCUUCUCGAGGGUGGAAAGAUCAUCUUUCCCUCGAUGAAAACGUCCUUCAGCGGGAGCUCGAGUGACGAGGCUGAGCCUACGUACCGACUCCUAGAGAGAAGAAGAUUAAGAAAAAUGGAUCUUGAGCACGAGAGGAGAAGACACUUCGAAGCACUUCGAUCGAGAUCAGAGAGAAUCGAUGAGGGGUCUGAGGAAGACGCAGAUGAGCCUGUCAGCGCUAGACCGCAGGAGACAAAUUUCCUCAACCGUCUGAGAAUAAGAAGGAGAAGCAUGAAACUUCUCAGCUUCCUCAGUGGUAAGUCAACAGACAAGUCCCAGGAGGAACGCGCCUCCAAGUUCUUGAAAAUCUACAUGGCAGACCGUGGAAAAGGCCAGAACACAAUUUCAAUUCAUCACACCUCGAGGGACAGGAGAUUCUGGAAGCUGAGGAGCCGAAGGAGGGCGAGUUCCUCCGAGGGAAAGUGAAACAAUGAAAAUCAAAAAUUGGUAUACUGUUGAGUGCGGAGCACAAUCCCCCUACGUUAUAGCGUCCAAAUUAGGAAGUCGAUGGAGCGAUAGGGAAUGAUGAUGUCAGAUAUUAUUCCGAAUGUUCGGAUAAUUCAACCUAAUUCAAUUAAUGUCCAGGGAUGAUAAUCAGCUGGAUGGAGUCUUUCAAUUAUACACUUCAGGGCUGUUAUCGUUAUUAAACAAUACUGAGAUUACUUCUGAUAAUAUUCGACAUAAUGCCGCUCUUCAUUUGUUAUUGAAAUCUUUUGAGAUUUGUAGACAUUAGGGAUAGGCCAAUUUGCCAAUUAGAAUUCGUACGGAGCCAUGAAUGCAAUUAGAAAAUUUCUUAGAUAGAUUUUCCUCAUGAAUUUCUUACACUGCGCGUGAUUCCCUGGUAGAUCGAUCGAUGGCUACUCGAUGGGGACUCGAUAGGAGAUCGACUAGUGCACUCGGUCGAUGGUCGGUCGAUCGUUCGUUGAUCACUGGAUAGAUGGUUAGUCGAUUGAUGGUCGAUCAUUGGUUGAUUGGUGGUCGAUUGUUAGUCGAUGAUUAGUCGAUUAACGGUCGAUGGUCAAUUGUUGGUCGAUUGCUAGUCGAUCAUUGGUCGAUCGUUAUUUGAUCGAUAAUCAACCAAUCGAACAGCCAUCGACUAGCACUUGACUGAGUGCUCAGCUCGACCCUCAUAUCGAGUGAUCCAUUAGGGUUCCUGUAAUAGGGAACUUGCACGUAUUAUUUUUUCCCCCUCAAAUACCCCCAAGAACCCAUAUUUGAUAAGGAAAUACACGGAAAAUCGUUUAAUAAUUAUUUAUUUGCUUUGAAAAAUUGCAUUUUUUUAACGUUCGAAAAAGGCCUGUGACGUCAACUCACCGGUGGCCGAAAUUUUCGUGUGGCGCCAGCAAGCGGUUUAGUACAACUGCUGGAAUCUAGGAAAAAAUGCUCGGUACAUGUAUUUGGCUAGAAAAUGUCAGAAGUUCCUUAUAAAUAUUGUUUUGUACCAGGAUGUAAAAAUACAAUAGUGAAAAUUAUACAACCUCGACUUUCGACACUUUGACACAGAUUUAAACCCAUAAAAUCUAUCAGCAUAGUAACGUCUACCGUUGGUAAAUUCCCCGAGCACGCCUUUUGAAAAUCAUUUUCCAGCACAAACUUCAUUUCUUACCGCCAAUAUAUUUGUUUAUCUACUUUCAAUGAUUGUUUCAAACAUAACCCCCUCGAUUUGUUUUGGUUGAAUGUCCCGUGCCUUGAGAGGCUAGAAUAACUCAAUAGCGCUACCAGUGGUCGCAAGGGGAACUUGAUUCCGGUGAAUUGACGUCAUCACCCCAAAAAAGUGUUCAAAAUUGAUGCAUUUUUAAUCAGUUAUUACAAAAUAUCCAGACCACUUUUCGGAAAACUUUUCACUCUAGAAUGGUUUAUAUACUAUAAAGACUCUAUUCAUUUGAAAAUAUUCGAAAACCGGACUCUAUGCAAGUUCCCUAUUACCGAUAUAUUAUUUCCCUGAUAAACGGAGAAAAUCGGCCUACUCAAACCGGCCUAUAUUGACCUUGAAAUUCCGUCAACACCAAACGUCCACGUAGACUUACCGAUGUUUAUACUUGAUUAUUUCUUUCACUAACUGAUGAUUCUUCAUAUACACUCGUUAUGUUUGCCAUAGAUUGACUAUAAAAUCCUCAAGUCGACAUUGCAUAUUAUCAAUGAUUAAUUAAUAGUUCAAUUCUUUAAGGAGCUGAUGAAAUAAAUUACGUAGGUCCGCACGACUGAUCCAACGCGGCACUCAAAAACUCUUCCACCUAUGUUUUAGGCCACGCUGAUUCGACAUUAAUAUGAUAUACGAGUGCAAAGAUCUGUUAAAGAAAUUUCCAUGUGAGAGAUGUGAGCGUUACUGUUGGUAGAUUAUUAGUCCUGUGAGGAUAACUUCAAAACGCAAAUAAAUUGUACUAUUUGUUCAAA